Molecule: messenger RNA, 363 nt
Organism: Seminavis robusta
Lineage: Eukaryota; Bacillariophyta; Bacillariophyceae; Naviculales; Naviculaceae
Source: the annotation of a GenBank genome assembly
AUGCAACUCCAAACGGGUCGACCAAAGGCGGAAAUGGUAGCGCUGGUGGUGGCAAAGACCACGGCUAAGCAGGCGGCAGGUUGUCCUCGUAGUCCUGGAAUCGAAGCAGAGGAUCUCUCUCAACCAACCUUGAAACCCAAGUCAAUUCUAAGAGGCUUGGAACCCAGUCCUAGUACUGGAAACAACAAGGCAACAUUUGCUAAGGUUACACCUGAUGUUAAGGUAUAUGAUCCUGGCAAGCCAGCUGCCACAAGAGAGAUUGAAGAUGGGAAGAAAGGGGACUCAGUGUUCUCUCAAGGUACAAGAAGAGAAAAGGCUUUGUCUCAGCAGAGAAGCUUGCUAAGAACUGGGGCAUUGGCUUAG